Molecule: messenger RNA, 504 nt
Organism: Angiostrongylus costaricensis
Lineage: Eukaryota; Metazoa; Nematoda; Chromadorea; Rhabditida; Metastrongylidae
Source: the annotation of a GenBank genome assembly
AUGACAUCUUUAUCAUCAUCAUCCUUAUCUUCAUCAUCAUCAUCAUCUUCAUCGUCAUCAUCAUCAUCAUCAUCGUCGUCGUCGUCAUCGUCGUCGUCAUCGUCAUCGUCGUCGACAUCUUCGCCGAUAUCGUCAGUGUUCAACAACGCCGUCGUAACCUCAGGCGAAAAUCUGUUGUGUUUUGCAAUGAACACAUCAUGUGCCUGUCAUUCUGAAUACCAAUUUUAUGAUUUUGACGAACGUAUGCUACUGGGUUUAGUGGCGUUACCAAUCAUUGUGUUUGGUUUAUGUGCUAAUUUGACCUCAGUUCGGAUAUUCACGCAUCGUCUAAUGUCAUCAUCUUCGAUCAACUGGUAUCUGGCUGUACUAUCGGCUUCCGAUACUCUGAUUUUGAUUUCGGCAUUUUUUGUGCUGUCACUACCACGUCUUGGCGAAUACCUCGCUUGGUGGCGUGCCAAUUAUAUCAGGUUUGUUUUUAAAUUUUUGUUAUGCAUUUUUUUGUAG